Molecule: messenger RNA, 954 nt
Organism: Neurospora tetraspora
Lineage: Eukaryota; Fungi; Ascomycota; Sordariomycetes; Sordariales; Sordariaceae
Exons: 2
Coding region: 1-954 (317 amino acids)
Source: RefSeq, a predicted model, not a curated record
AUGCAGAGAAACAAGACCGGCAGAACGCCCUCAGGGCACCAGUUCUCACGGCUGAAGCCCGCCGAGAUCGAUCCUUUGGCCGAAUAUGGCCUCCCCUCUAAGGGAGAGAAGAGACUCCUAAACCACAAAACCCAAGAAGCCUACUACUCCAAGAUCGCCGAGCGCUACCUCGCCUUCUGCACCGACGCCGGCGACCGCGACUCUCUCCAAAGGCAAUUCUCCCGUCUAGCCCUCGGCGACAGCACCAACACCAACACCAACACCUCAACACCGCUCCUCCCAGCCGGCUCGACAUCAACACCGCCAUCCUCCUCGCACUCCCACGACUCUCCAACACCACGACUCCCCCCACCCUCGGACCUCUCCCAAAUCCUCUCCGCCCUCCGCAAGCUCCGCGAAGCCCUCGUCGCCUCCUCGCGUCUCGACGACUUCACCACACAAGUUUACCUCUUCGCCGUGCGCUUGGGGAUUCUCUCCUCCUCCUUCGAGACCUACCUCCCCUCUUUACUCUACCUCCUCCGCGUCAUCCACCGCUCCCCCACGCACCCCCUGACCUCGGUCGAAUACCACGAAGUCGUCUCGUAUCUUGUGUUGGACACAGCCUGUCGCCGCGGCGACCUGGCCGAGGCUUAUGCGCUGAGGAAUCGGUAUAAACUGAAGGACCCAAAAGUGGAUGCUACGCUCAAGGCGCUGGUGAUGGAUGACUGGGUCAGUUGGAGACGGACGAAGAGGAGCGUGGAUGGGUACAGAGUUAGGUUGAUGGAGUUUGCGGAGCCGGGGGUUAGGGGACAUGUCCUGAAAGCGUUUGGGAGGGCGUAUUUGAGUGUGGGGGUGGAGUAUUUGGAGGAGGUGAUGGGGAUGAAGUGGGAGGACAUGGUGGAGAGGUUUGGGGUCGGGUGGGAGUUGAACAAUGGAAGGGUGGUGAUUAGGAAGAUUGGGGGGAGGACGCAGUGA